GUUUAGCAAAAAUGACGUUCUGAUUGUAAUUAAAUAUUUUUAUGAAAGUUUAGCUCAACUUAUCCUAUAAACCCAUUUAAAGGUUUGAAAAAUCCUUAUCUCAUUUUUUCAAUUGUGGUUAUAUUUUGUUUUCAAAUUAACAGCUCAUAAUAUGGCUCAAAUAUUGAAGAAUGUUUGGAGAAAUGUAUUGAGUGGAAGCUCAUUUACCAAAACCCCAUUCAAAGUUGCAAAUUUCACAACAAGCUUGUCUGAAGUUGGAUGGGUGAAAAAUACAGAUACAAUAAUGACAAGCAUUAAAUCUGCUCCAACACCGGAGAACAUACUUGCCACAGUUCAGCAACACCUCCCUAUAAUGACACACAAGCACCUUCUACAGGCUCUACGCAGUCUCUUUGAGCUGCAGAAGUCUGGCAAGUUCGAACAAACUGAUGAACUCAUCAAAGAUCCAACAUUCAGUGUACUCUGUCAGAAUUUCAAAAAGCACGCAAGAGCACUUGAUGUCAACGAAGCCAUAGAAGCUGUAAAAGUACUCUCAUUCCUGAGCGUUCCUGUUGACUCCCUGAUAGUACAAACAAUGCUACAGUUAAUAAGGACUAACAUAAACCUUAUAAACAUAAGGCAGAUUAUGUUCUUAGACUUUCUUCUCAAUCAAUUUGACAGCAAGAAUCAUCUAGUAGAUGUACUGAAGCUGGCAUUGCCACUCACUUUUCAAAUUCAUUUGCCGCUAGAAUUAGACCAUGAUGACCUGCCUCUUCUAAGAGACAUGCUAAUAUACAGUUGCAAUCAUGAUCUACCGGACCGUUGUAUCAACAAUGUUGUUACCGGUCUUCUGUUACAUGACCAAAGAAUAGACGCCCAAACCGCCAAGUCUAUAGUCUGGUCUCUGUGUCAAGUUAACUGCACAGAGAAGGUCUUUCCAACUAGAGUUCAACUAUUACAUAUUUGCUACGACAUAUUAACACAACAGAUAGACCAGUUACAUUAUAAUGAUGUACUAAGAACUGCCGCCAAGAUAAAGGGUCGAGUUCUGGAGAAGCAUCCAGAGUAUUACCAGGAACAGCUAUUGGACGCUAUUGCGGAUUACGUCAUCAGGAAUAAUAUCGAAUUUGAGCCAGCUUUGCUUAUCGCAAGAGUGCUGUCGCGAGUUGCCCACACACACUUAGGUCUGAUGGAGUAUCUCUGUAACUUAGCUUUAAAUGAAGAAAAUAACCUUUCCACCGCUCGAACAAAUAUUCUCUUCAGUUUCAUCAAUUGCUUGUCCAAUAAUAACUAUACACCGGAUCUUGAGCAGUGGGAUGUACUUCGCCAAAAUAUAUCAGAGAACCCAAUCUUAAGUGCCACCAAUGCAGCAUUGCCUUGGACUAAAGUUUGUCUUGAGCUUGCCUCACUCGGUCACUACGAUGAUAAACUCCUCGAAAAAGUCUUCUCUGAAAGAUUCCUGACUGAGUAUCUCGCGCGUGAAAAGAACAUUCUAGAUUUGCUCCAACUACUUACAUUGCAUGAAGCAGUAAAUGCUUUUUAUAGUGAUGAAUAUAAAUUACCUGAGGAUAUUAUUCAAAAAGCAAAGGAUGCAUAUCCAGUUCAUGCUGCAACAGAUAAUGUAAGAAACUGUUUGGCGCGAGGUUUGGGUGGCAAAGAGUAUGUAGGGAAAAAUGUAGUUUUGCCAAAUGGAUUUAUUGCUGAUCUAUUUCUAGCUUUGAAAAAUGGCACACCCAUAAUGAUACCGCAAUUUACGCAAGAAAAGGAAAAAAUACCAAUAGAAAAUCUUAAUCUACCCAUGGAAGUGCUACCUACUUGCCUCCUUCUAUUCAACCAAGGCUGCUAUUCAAUGAAUAGUAAUAGACUGCGCGGUACAUUCCGAUUGGUCUUGGAUAUGCUGGAAAAACAAGGUUAUGCAGCGGUGUCUAUCAAUGUAUCAGAGUGGAUGAAGACACCAAGCCAUGAACGCAUCCCUUAUCUCAUGCGAGAAAUUGAUUACAAGUGUGGCGAAAUGGGAAUGAAAUUGUCGGCCACUUGAGAAGUGCGGAAUUUACAAAUGUGACCAUGGACAAUGUAGACAAAAUUCUAGUGAAAAACUUUUCAGU
Molecule: messenger RNA, 2084 nt
Organism: Papilio machaon (common yellow swallowtail)
Lineage: Eukaryota; Metazoa; Arthropoda; Insecta; Lepidoptera; Papilionidae
Exons: 7
Coding region: 152-2017 (621 amino acids)
Source: RefSeq, a predicted model, not a curated record